AUGGCGCAUCCUCAGCAGCGCUCCGGGAGCCUUGCAGCAGCGUCUAUCCAGUUAGAGCGGAGGGGGGAGAGAAGAAAGAGGAGACUAAGACAGCGGUGCAGGCAUCUGUGCCGCGGCUCGGGGCUGAGGAAGAGGAGCAGCGGCGGCGGCAGGGAGGAAGAGGAGGCGAGGAGCCCUCCCGGAGCCGUCCGUCGGCAGCGGGGGACGCGGCAUGCGGUUGUCCGAGGGCAGUGGGCUUUUCUCAGGAGGGAGAUGGGGAGCUGCGAUCUGACCAUGCCUGGUCGGCAGUAUGAUGACGGCUUAAAAAUCUGGUUCGCACCCCGGGAGAACGAGAAACCCUUCACGGAUUCAGAGAGGGCUCAGAAAUGGCGACUGUCCCUGGCAUCGCUCUUGUUUUUCACGGUCCUGCUCUCUGAUCACUUGUGGUUCUGCGCUGAGGCCAAAUUCACGGGGACCGGAGAGAAGGAGCAGCCGCCGCCCGAGAAGCCGGAGCCCGCGGAGCCGGAGCUGCUGGCGGGCAUGGGGGAGCCGGCGCCCCCCGCGCCCCGGCUCCUCGCCCCCCCCUCGCCCUCCCUCCCGCCCUCCCCCGGCAGCAGCGGUGGCGGCAGCCGCGGCAGCCGCAACAACGGCACCGAGCCCCGGCACGGCAAAGCUGCUUUCCUAGGGAACUCCACCACCAGGCCCCUGGAGACGUGUCCCCCCCCGGGGUCCUCGUCCGGGCAGUGCUUCAGCGUGGGGGACGCGGAGGCGGUGUGCCGGCCGCGGGGGGUGUCGGGGCGGCCGCCGGGCGCGGGGCAGAGCCCGGCGCCCGGCUGGGACCUGACGGAUUUUUACCUUUCCUUUUGUAAUUCCUACACACUUUGGGAGUUGUUUGCCGGGUUGUCCAAUCCGGACACUUUGAACUGCAGUCUGGAUGUGGUGCUGAGGGGGGAAGGCUCCUGCAGCCAGUGCGUCCAGGCUUACCAGCGCUACGACCAGCACGCUCAGGAGAAAUAUGAAGAGUUUGAGGUUAUGCUCCAGAAAUAUUUACAGUCGGAUGAGUACUCGGUGAAAUCGUGUCCUGAGGAUUGUAAGGUUGUCUACAAAGCCUGGCUGUGUUCCCAGUAUUUUGAAGUCACACAGUUUCACUGCAGCAACAGAAUUCCUUGCAAGCAAUACUGUUUGGAGGUUCAAACGAGGUGUCCCUUUAUAUUACCAGACAACGAUGAUGUCAUCUACGGAGGACUAUCAAGUUUCAUCUGUACAGGGCUCUAUGAAAACUAUCCAACCAAUGCAGAACCAGAAUGCUGUGAUGUCAGAUGGGGACUAUUAUCAGAUCAUCAAUCCAAAGGGACUAUAAAAACAAGUGGCUCAACAAUGUGUCACAGGACAUCGCUCACAGUUUCAUCAGCAUCAAGACUGUGUAACAGCAGACUUAAACUGUGUGUUCUUGUAUUAAUUCUCUUACAUACAGUACUUACAGUCUCAGCAGCACAGAACUCAACAGGACUGGGCUUUGGAGGCAUAACAACUUUGGAAGACAAUUCAACCCAUGAGGAAUAAAAGAAAGGAUUCAUUUUACAUGAUAGAAACACAACAGGCCCAAAUGACUAGAGUCAAAAACAGCAAAGACUGAGUGCUUUACCCUCAGAUCUCUUCUUGAAUGACCUUUUGGAUAAAAUGAAAAGGAUGGGCCACUACCCAAACAACAAGGACACAUGAACACAGCUUUUUAUUUACUAAAAGGCUGUUUGGUGACUUAAAUUUCUCACACCAUUUUAUACACUGUGUUUUAAUGUUUGGAGUUUCUUUUUUUGUUUGUUUUUUUGCACUUGUUAAUACAGGAUUUUAUUUUUGGGAUGGUUUAUCAAAGUUAAAUUAAGUCUUUUCUCUGUCAAUAUCUUUCUAGUCAUUGUGUGUGUUCAUCUGAUAGUUCUGUCUUUUAUGUCCUGUCAGUUUCUAUUAGAGGAAUGACUGCUAUGAUUCCAUGGCAAAGCA
This is a messenger RNA of Neopelma chrysocephalum (saffron-crested tyrant-manakin), 1977 nucleotides long. RefSeq names its product family with sequence similarity 155 member A (gene NALF1). NCBI's taxonomy places the organism in Eukaryota, Metazoa, Chordata, Aves, Passeriformes, Pipridae. Gene Ontology annotation, cellular component: plasma membrane. Gene Ontology annotation, molecular function: stretch-activated, monoatomic cation-selective, calcium channel activity. The transcript is spliced from 5 exons. The record is from RefSeq and is a predicted model, not a curated record. The coding region runs from base 1 to 1542 and encodes 513 amino acids. Gene Ontology annotation, biological process: calcium ion import across plasma membrane.